Molecule: messenger RNA, 3498 nt
Organism: Nerophis ophidion (straightnose pipefish)
Lineage: Eukaryota; Metazoa; Chordata; Actinopteri; Syngnathiformes; Syngnathidae
Gene: ift81
Product: intraflagellar transport 81 homolog
Exons: 18
Coding region: 139-2169 (676 amino acids)
Biological process (GO): cilium assembly; intraciliary transport
Cellular component (GO): centrosome; cilium; intraciliary transport particle B
Molecular function (GO): tubulin binding
Source: RefSeq, a predicted model, not a curated record
GAUAAAAGGGGGGCAACAAAUUCCGACGUCUCCUAAGGACGCAAACGCAUCACGACACAGUGGAUAUUUUGCUAGCUGGUGUUAGCCGAGGACGGAAAUCUCCGGUUGGUCAAAUAAGUACAAAAUAAUCGCCACAAGAUGAGCGAACAGUUGAAAUUUAUCGUCGAGCAACUGAACAAAGAUCCGUUCAGGAAGAACUUUAAUCUCAUCACGUUUGACUCGCUGGAGCCGAUGCAGUUGCUUCAGGUAUUAAACGACGUGCUAGCCGAGGUCGACCCGAAGCAAGCUAUUGAUAUUCGCGAGGAAAUGCCUGAACAAACCGCCAAGAGGAUGUGUUCUCUGCUCGGGAUGCUGAAAUACAAACCACCUGGCAACCAGGCUGACUUGAGCGGCUUCAGACAAGGUCUGGUGAUUGGCAGCAAACCGACAGUGCAUCCCAUUCUCCACUGGCUGCUGCAGAGAGUCCCAGAGCUGAAGAAAAGGGCUUACCUGGCGCGCUUUCUCGUUAAACUUGAUGUCCCCGCAGAGUUCCUGGCCGAUGAUGUCAUCACUGACACCUAUCAUCAGUAUGAAGAACUGGUGGAAUCAUUUAAGACAAACCACAAGGAGUGUGAGCAGCUCAGAACGUCAGGCUUCUCCACAGCAGAAAUUAGGAGGGAUAUCAGUGCAAUGGAAGAGGAGAAAGGCCCGCUCAUCAAACGCGUGGAGAGGCUGAAAAAGAGGGUGGAGUCAGUGUCCAACCAUCAACAGAUGCUGGAGCAGGCCAAACAGCUGAGAGUUGAGAAGAAGAGGGAAGAACAUUUGGCCCACCAGAAGCAAGAACAAAAGAAUCAACUGUUUCAGGCAGAGCAGAGGUUGCAGAGGUUGCAGCAGCAGUUAAAGGACAUGCGACAGGCUGCAGCUGAUGCCAGUCCUGAUAGCUUAAUGAAGAGGCUGGAAGAGGAGAUCAAGAUCAAUUCCUACAUGGUCUCUGAGAAACUCCCCAAAGAGUUGGAAGUUCUCAGGCGUUCAGUGAAGUACCUUCAGAAGGUGGUUUCAGAGCCUGCUAUGAGCCAUGGUGAUGUCCUGGAGCUGGGGGACAAGAUCAAAGAAGUUGACUCCCAGAUAAAUCAGCUGAUUGAGAAGAAGAUGGUGAGAAGCGACCCGAUAGAUGACAAGCUGACCCUCUACAGACAGCAGGCCUCCAUCAUCAUCCGUAAGAAGGAAGCAAAAGCAGAAGAGCUGCAGGAAGCGAGGGAGGAGUUGGCUACAGCCGAGCGGCAACUAAAACACAAGACUGACCAGUCAAGGGCCUCCAACGGGGAAGAGGUCAUCCGGGGUGAUGAGCUGAAACGCCUGGUGGUAAAACUGCGCAGCAAGGGAACCGUCUACAAGAAGAAACGGCAAGAAAUCGCAGAGCUGAAGGCUGAGUACGGGGUUCUUCAGCGGACGGAGGAGAUUCUCAAGCAGAGACAUGAGUCUGUACAAGAGAAACUGCAAUUUGUGGAGGCUGAGAAAGGUAUAUCUGGCUACAGCAACACCCAGGAGGAACUAGAGAGGGUGUCAGCCAUUAAGAGUGAGCUGGAUGAAAAGAAGGGCCGCACACUGGAUGAUAUGUCCGAAAUGGUGAAGCAAUUAAACUCAAUGAUAGUGGAGAAGAAGUCGGCUCUAGCUCCAAUUAUCAAAGAGCUGAGGUCACUGAGGCAACGGUGUCAGGUCUUAAAUCCGGAAUAUGAAGAAAAGAAGUCACAGUAUGAAAGUUGUGGUGCUGGUUUGGAGAGCAACAGAUCUAAAUUGGAGCAGGAGGUAAAGGCACUGAGAGAGGACACGGCACAGGAGGAAAACAAGUAUCAUACCAUCAACUGCAAGUCUGAGAUCAUUGAGAUGCAAAUACAGCGGGCUGCUGAAGAGAUGAAGGCCUACGUGUCCUCUGAUGUCCAGGAGAGGAAAAAGGCCAUCAGGGAAGUGUACAUGAAGAACAUUGCAGAGCAAGAAUUGCUUGGCAAGAAGUUACGUGAGAAGCAGAAGCUGGUAAGGGAGAACCACGGUGCAAACAUGGAGCAGAUGAAGAUGUGGAGAGACUUGGAGCAGCUGAUGGAGUGCAAGAGACAGUGUUUUAUCCGAGCACAGAUGGAGGCAUCUGUUGGCCAAGUCAUCCAGGAAGGAGGCGAAGACAGACUGGUGCUGUGAGCCCAGUCAUGUACGUGUAAACCUUCCUAAUAUUCAUUAGCAGUUUUAAUAUACUCUUCUUGUUUAUUACUUCACUCACUUGGAGGUAAAUAUACUCCGAUAAAGGGUAAGACAACAGCUAUCAUUUUUAGGAAAAGUGCCUUGAGAUAACUUUGUACUGGACAGUUUUGACUCUGGCCAUAGUUCUUGACACAUUCUUAACAUUGAUCUACUGUACUUUGGAUCUAAGUGUCCAGCGAUAACGGCAUACAUACAGUACUUACCGCUGCAUACAUACUGUACUUUCUAUGUAUGUUUACUGGCAGCCGAAUAUUUUUAGCAAGAUUCAUUUGACCUUGGACUGUACACUUCUUGGCCGGCACGGUGCGACAGGGGUUAGUGCAUCUGCCUCACAACACAAAGGUCCUGGGUUCAAUCCCGGGCUCGAGAUCUUUCUGUGUGGGGUUUGCAUGUUCUCCCCGUGACUGCGUGGGUCCGGCUUCCUCCCACCUCAAAAGACAUGCAUCUGGGGAUCAUGUGGAAAUGGUGUCAAAGCCCUUUGAGUACCUUGAAGGUAGAAAAGCGCAAUAAAAGUUAAUUUUUCCAUUUUUGUCUAUAAAUAUCAACUGCCCCUGUCGUGGAAAUUUCUUAAAGACGAUCCUUUAGUGACAAAUAGCUUUAAAAUGAUUUAUUAAAGUAACAGACAAAUAAUAACAAGCUUUGCAAAGCGAGACCAAACCAGAACGACACAUCCGUUCGUUCCAGCUUGUUCUAACUCCUUUAGAAUUUGACAUCAAUCAAUCAAUCAAUGUUUAUUUAUAUAGGCCCAAAUCACAAAUGUCUCAAAGGACUGCACAAACCAUUACGACUACAACAUCCUCGGAAAAACCGACAAAAGGGCAAGGAAAACUCACACCCAGUGGGCAGGGAGAAUUCACAUCCAGUGGGACGCCAGUGACAAUGCUGACUAUGAGAAACCUUGGAGAGGACCUCAGAUGUGGGCAACCCCUCCCCCCCCUCUAGGGGACCGAAAGCAAUGGAUGUCGAGCGGGUCUAACAUGAUACUGUGAAAGUUCAAUCCAUAGUGGCUCCAACACAGCCGCGAGAGUUCAGUUCAAGCGGAUCCAAGACAGCAGCGAGAGUCCCGUCCACAGGAAACCAUCUCAAGCGGAGGCAGAUCAGCAGCGUAGAGAUGUCCCCAACCGAUACACAGGCGAGCGGUCCAUCCUGGGUCUCGACUCUGGACAGCCAGUACUUCAUCCAUGGUCAUCGGACCGGACCCCCUCCACAAGGGAGGGGGGGGACAUAGGAGAAAAAAGAAAAGAAGCGGCAGAUCAACUGGUCUAAAAA